AUGAGCCAGCCUGCUGCGGCUGCCCAUAGCCGCAGCCUUCCUGGGGGACGCAGCAACAGCAACAGGAGCAACAGCAACAGCAGCAGCAGCCGCGACAGCUGCAGCAACUGCAGCUGGGCGAGCAACUACAGCAGCAGCUUGGUAAGCAACCGCAGCAGCAGCAACAGAGACAUCAGCAGCAGAAGCAACGCAGGCAGCAGCGGCGGGAGCCGCACGUUGCAGCGGCCGAGGUCUUCUGUUUCGUCUUCAGCAUCGGCGUCUUCUGCUGCUGCUGCUGCUGCUGCUGCUGCAGCAGCAACAGCAGCGGCAGCAGUGCGGCUGUUGACAAGCACAAGUUCGGUGGGAGGAGCCUCAGGGCCUUCGUAUUCAUCCCUUCACGGCUCCAGCAGCAGCAGCAGCAGCAGCAGCGGCAGCAGCAGCAGCCGUUGUCAGCAAGAACCUGCUGCUCCGGCAGCAGCCGCAGGAGCAGCAGCAGCAGCAGCAGCAGUGCAGGGAGGCAUCCGCAAAGGGGUUGUCGGCUUCGGUGAAGACGCGAGACAGCGGCGUAGGAGCUGCAGCAACAGCAGCAGCAGCAGCUUCUGCAGCAGCUGCAGCAGCAGCAGUAACAGCAGCACCGUCAACAGCAAAAGGACUGUGACCCGUUGGAACCCCCUGCAGCAGCAGCAGCAGCAGCAGCAGCAGCAGCAGCAGCAGCAUGUGGGAAGCCAAACUCCUCAGCAAUUCGGCGUGUCGCUGGACGCCCAGCAGCAGCAGCAGCAGCAGCAACCGACUGAUACUGAGCAGGCAGGGGGUCAGGCCCUGUCUUGCCGCAGCAUACAGGGGCAGCAGCACAGCCAGCAGCAGCAGCAGCAACAACAGCAGCAGCAGCAAGAGCACGAUUCUGAAGAAGAGCGCAAACGACAGCAGCAGCAGCGGCUGCAGCAGCUGCAGCAGCAACUGGAUCAGCUGCUGCUCUUUUUCCAGCAGCACAUGCAGCGUCAGCAGGAGCAGCAGCGGCAGCUGCUGCUGCAGCAGGAGCAGCUUCAAGAGCAGCAAAGACAAGCAGAGUUGCGGUGGCUGCGGGAGCAGCAGCAGCAGCAGCACUACCGUCUCUCUCGCUGGGCAGUGGAGCAGGGCCUCAGGCGUGAGGUGGUGCAGCAGCGGCUGCUGCGGCCCAUGCUGCAGCAGCAGCAGCAACUGCUGCAGCAGCAGCAGCAACUGCUUCAGCAGCACCAGUUGCGGCAGCAGCAGCAAACAAUUCCUUUACAGCACCAGCUGCAAAGGCUUGCCCUUCAGGAGCAGCAGCAGAUGCAGUACUCUGAACUGCUGCUCCGUGGGGCGUCGUUUUCUGAACAUCAGCAGCAGCAGCAGCAGAGUCUUCAGCCGCAGCAGCAGCAGCAGCAGCAGUUGCUGCAGCACGAAGACUGGGCCUCUCUUUCCCUGGAGGUGUGGAGUGAGUGCAGCGGCAGCGACAGAGGAGACACUGGACGACUCGCGCUUUUUGCUGCGCAGCAGCAGCUUGAUGUUGCAGUUGUUAAGAGGUGGGGCAGCAGCAGCAGCAGCAGCAGCAGCAGCAUCUGGCAGCUGCUGUGGCGCCUUUGGCUGGGCUGGCUUGAAGGAUACUUCAUUGCCUUUGUUGCUGUUGCCGAGUUUGCUGCGCUGCAUACACGUAGAGGUGCAGCAGGAGCAGCAACAGCAACUGCAGCAGCAAAAGCAGCAGCAGGUGCUGCUGCUGCGGCAACAGCAGCUGCCAGUGCAGCCGUCGCUGCUGCUGCUACAGCAGCAGGCGCCACUGCUGCAGCAGCAUCGGAGAUUAUACACAAAGGCGCGCAAUUGCUGCAGCAGCUGCAGCAGCAGCAGCACCAGCACUUCAUCGGGAGCAGCAGCAGCAGAUCUGCUGCUGCUCCCUGCUUCAUGGGGCCUGCGGUGUCUGUGCACUUCUUGCUCGAGCCCCCCAGUUGCGGCAGCAGCAGCAACAGCUGCUGCUGCAUCAGCAGCAGCAACUCCGCAACAGCAGCAGCUCUCACAGAUGCUGCGCUCCACAGCAGCAACAGCGGAGGUCGUCACAGCAACAGCAGCAGAAAAAUUAGCAGCGGGCUUCGCCGCCUGCAGAGACCUCGGCAAGAGAGUGCAGCUGCAGCAGCAAAAGCAGCAGCAACACUUACCGAAGCAGCAGCAGCAGCAAACCAACCGACCCAGUGGGUUCAUAUGGACCUCGCUGAUGCAGCAGCAGCAGCAGCAGAAGCUGCUGCUGCUGCAAUGCCUGCAGAGUAUGACGGCGCUGCUGCACUGCAGCGCCUCUAUCCAGAAGCUCUUGCAGCAACAGAAGCAGCAGCAACCGCAACAACUGCCCCUCCACCAACCGCAGCAGCAGCGCCAGCUGCAGCAACCCAACCGGUUUCGAAAGCAGCAACAGCAGCAGCCGCAGGAACAGCAGCAGCAGCAGCAGCAGCAGCAGAGCCCUUAAAGGCUUCAGCCCUCCCCACCGGUCGCUUGUCUCGUGCGCUGCACUUUGGGGCGUUGCUGCUGCGGCUAGCAGCAAGAACCACGUGGAGAUAUCUGCUGAAGGCACUCCGAAUCAGCAGCAGCAGCAGCAGCAGCAGCGCUGGGGCAGCCACAGCACCCACUGCUGCGGCAGCUACUGCUGCUGCUGCUGCUGAGUACGAUCACGAGCUUUCGCCCGCGGCGGCAGAAGCAGCCCGCCUUCUGAGCUCCCUGGAGCAGCAGCAGCAGCAGCAGCGGCAGCUGCAACAGCUACAAACGCAGCAGGCACUGCAGCAGCAGCAGCAGUCGUCGCAGCAGCAGCAGCAGCAGCAGCAGCAUUUGCUUGACGGGGUGACGGCGCAGAUCCUAACAGAUAAAAUCUGUCGCAUGCGGGGCGCUGCACUUAAAUGUUUGCAGAUGCUGAGCAUGGCUGGAGAUUUGCUGCCUCCUCCUCUUAUCAAUGCGCUGCAGCGCUCGCGGGAGACUGCCGAUGCUAUGCCUGCUGCGCAGACCGAGAAGGUGCUGCGGCGCGAAUUGGGGGCAGACUGGCGGCGGCACUUCAGCGAAUUUAAUUUGCAGCCGUUUGCUGCUGCCAGCAUUGGGCAGGUUCACAAGGCUGUGCUGCGCAAUGGAGAUAAGGUUGCAGUUAAGCUGCAAUACCCGGGUAUAGCUACGUCUAUCCGAUCUGAUGUGGGGAGUUUGCUGCUGCUGCUGCGGCUGUUUGGUGGUGUGUCUCCUUCUCUAUUUCUGGAUCAGCUAGCAGCAGCAGCAGAGAAGGAGCUGCUAGCAGAGUGCAGCUAUUUAAAUGAAUAUCAGCUGCAGCAGCUCUUCAUGCUGCUCGUCAAGCGAGACUUUGCUCGCAGCAUUCAGGUUCCUGCUGCUUAUCCUCAGCUUACCACCAAACAUAUCAUUACUUCUCAACUCAUUGAAGCGACCCCGCUUGCUGUGGCGGCACAGACUGCUUCUCAAGAAGAAAGAAAUAGGAUUGGGGAGCUGCUGCUGCGGCUGGUCCUGAGAGAAAUAUUCAUAUACCGCCUCAUGAAUACCGACGCGAACCCUGCGAAUUUUCUUUGGGAUGGCGAUGCGCGUUGUCUUUGGCUGUUGGAUUUUGGCGCGGGGCGUUCGUUUUCCGUGGAGUUUGUCGAUGCCUACAGACGGCUGCUGCUGGCGGUUAUUGCUGAGGACCGCCGAAUGGUGGAGGCAUAUGCAACAGAAUUAGGGUUUAUAGGAGCUGGCGAUACACCUGAAUUUAUUGAGGCGCAGUGCUCUGUCUUUGAGCUAAUCGGACAGCCAUUCAAAAUACCCGAAGGAAGCAGCAAAACGCAUGCAGUAGAUUUUGGGGCUUGGCCUCUGCUGCAGCAGCUGCAGCAGCAAAUGAAGCAAACAGUGCAGCAGAGAACGAGACCCCCACCUGUUGAGGUGUAUUCGCUGCAUCGCAAGCUUGUUGGUAGUUUCUUACUCAUUCAAAUGCUUAAAGCGCAUGUACAAGCGCCUCAAAUCUUUAGAGAUAUCUGCUGCGAGUUGGAGAGGGGAACGAACGAUCCCAGCUGCGCUUUGAACAGCAGCAGCGGCAGCAGCAACAACAACAGCAACAGCAGCAGCAGCAGCAGCAGCAGCAAGAGCCGCAGCAGCAGCAGCUGCAGCAGCAAGGGCUAA
Molecule: messenger RNA, 4119 nt
Organism: Eimeria acervulina
Lineage: Eukaryota; Apicomplexa; Conoidasida; Eucoccidiorida; Eimeriidae
Product: ABC1 domain-containing protein, putative
Exons: 14
Coding region: 1-4119 (1372 amino acids)
Biological process (GO): ubiquinone biosynthetic process
Molecular function (GO): kinase activity
Source: RefSeq, a predicted model, not a curated record